Molecule: messenger RNA, 1230 nt
Organism: Rhipicephalus microplus (southern cattle tick)
Lineage: Eukaryota; Metazoa; Arthropoda; Arachnida; Ixodida; Ixodidae
Product: nose resistant to fluoxetine protein 6-like
Molecular function (GO): acyltransferase activity, transferring groups other than amino-acyl groups
Source: RefSeq, a predicted model, not a curated record
AUGCCGAACUCUUUGGUAAGCAAGCUUCUGGCUGCGGAAGUGCGGCCUGAGUGCAACAAGGCACUGUUGCGGACCGUGCGAGCCUUGCAGAGCUUGGAACCGUGGGUGCUAAGACUUAUCGACGCCACAGGGAAGUACCCAACGGGCUUCUUGGAAGCAUCUCACGUCGACAUGGGCGCGUUCGACCAGUGCCUCGAGACCUUUGUGCGGGACCGCAGCGGCACCGUGGUGUCCCGGGGCCAAUACUGCAACUUGCAUGUCUACGCUAAGAGUUCUGCAGCACUGCAGGCGAUGAUGGACUACAUGUCGGACGCUAUGCACCCGAGUCUUGUUUAUUUCACGAAGCAUGGCAGUUCCGCAGAAGACCCGCUUGCUCGUCUGGCACUAUGUUACAUUGAUGAAUGCAACCAACGCGACUUACAAGCUCUUGUUAACGCAGUAAGUGUUCCUUUCUUCAGGUUUGAAGUGUCGAACUGCGUGACAGCUGAACCAAGACCAUGGAAUAACACACAGAUAGCGAUUGCAAUAUUUGCCGGAGUUCUACUGUUGGUCAUUAUUGUCAGUACUCUGGCUGACCAUUUCGCGCAGCAGCAAUCUGAGUGGAGAAAGAAUCAUGGACUCGCGUUUCAAGUUGUCCAGGCUUUCUCGGCGAAAUCCAACACUGAGCUGCUACUCUACGUGCCUAGCAAAGAACAAGCCGAGCAACACUCUCUGCUAUUCCUCCACGGCAUCCGAUGCUUAGCCACUGUUCACAUUGUGGCCGGACAUUUGAACGUGAUGAUAACGGAUAGCUUAACACGUGUGUUGAGCUUGUUCGCUGGUUCAACAAAGUGGCAGAACAUGCUCAUACCCGCCGCCUUCAACAGCGUUGAUACUUUCUUCUUUCUCAGCGGUUUCUUCCUGUGUCACAUCAUAUGCAAGCAGAAAGCGAACAGUGCUGCUGUUUUCAUCAUCGCCGUGAUUAAGAGGUUGAUCAGGAUGUGUGUCCCACUCUUCUUCGUCAUCAUGUGGUUCUACUUGCUUCCUCGGUUCGUCGACGGACCGGACACCGAGGCGUUUUUCCAGCGAUUUAAUGGUGAACUGUCCAAACACUGGUGGAUGUUCCUUGUGCAAAUCAGAAACUUUUACGAAUUUGAUCUACAGGAUAUAUUAGUCUACCCGUGGUACUUAUCAGCAGACUUCCAGCUCUUCCUGGUCUCACUUCUGACAUUACUGACAUUUAGAAGGUAA